Molecule: messenger RNA, 1648 nt
Organism: Ceratosolen solmsi marchali
Lineage: Eukaryota; Metazoa; Arthropoda; Insecta; Hymenoptera; Agaonidae
Product: tubulin alpha-1 chain-like
Exons: 4
Coding region: 217-1569 (450 amino acids)
Biological process (GO): microtubule-based process
Cellular component (GO): microtubule
Molecular function (GO): GTP binding; structural constituent of cytoskeleton
Source: RefSeq, a predicted model, not a curated record
GGACUUGUCUGAAAACGCCGGCAUCGUUUGGAGGAGCAACAUCACCAGCUUCGUUUGAACGGGCGAGAAAAGCCGUUACGCAGCUUCUGUCUGAACUCUUCGUGUUGUCUGUGUGUGUGCGGGUUACCAGACAAAAAGAGAGGAGCGCGCGCAGCAUCAUUACGCAGGAGCGUGUCCGCUUUAUUGCCGUUGCACAGCGACUAACUUAACUCCAAAAUGCGCGAAUGUAUUUCCGUGCACGUCGGCCAAGCCGGAGUUCAAAUUGGAAAUGCCUGCUGGGAACUGUACUGCCUGGAGCAUGGCAUCCAGCCAGACGGCCAAAUGCCUUCCGACAAAAUGCUCGGCGGUGGCGAUGACAGCUUUAACACCUUCUUCAGUGAGACCGGCGCUGGCAAGCACGUGCCCAGGGCCGUAUUCGUUGACCUCGAGCCAACCGUAGUCGAUGAGGUUCGAACUGGCACGUACCGACAACUCUUCCACCCGGAACAACUCAUUACGGGCAAAGAGGAUGCAGCCAAUAACUACGCCCGAGGUCACUAUACCAUCGGCAAAGAAAUUGUCGACCUGGUACUCGACCGUAUUCGCAAACUCGCCGACCAGUGCACGGGUCUUCAGGGCUUCCUUAUCUUCCAUUCGUUCGGCGGUGGUACCGGCUCGGGUUUCACAUCUCUUCUCAUGGAGCGACUUUCGGUCGACUACGGCAAAAAGUCCAAGCUCGAAUUUGCCAUUUAUCCAGCACCUCAAGUGUCCACGGCCGUAGUUGAGCCCUAUAAUUCCAUCCUUACGACCCACACCACCCUCGAGCACUCGGACUGCGCGUUCAUGGUCGACAACGAGGCCAUUUACGACAUUUGUCGACGUAAUUUGGAUAUCGAGAGACCGACCUACACGAACCUCAACAGACUGAUCGGGCAAAUUGUCUCCUCCAUCACAGCGUCGCUGCGUUUCGAUGGUGCCCUCAACGUCGACCUCACCGAAUUCCAAACGAAUCUCGUGCCCUAUCCUCGCAUCCAUUUCCCCCUGGUUACUUAUGCCCCGGUCAUUUCGGCCGAAAAGGCCUACCAUGAACAGCUGUCGGUGGCCGAGAUCACAAACGCCUGCUUUGAGCCGGCUAAUCAAAUGGUUAAGUGCGAUCCGAGACAUGGCAAGUAUAUGGCCUGUUGUAUGCUCUACCGCGGUGACGUCGUACCCAAGGAUGUCAAUGCCGCGAUCGCCACCAUUAAAACCAAACGCACUAUUCAAUUUGUCGAUUGGUGCCCCACCGGUUUCAAAGUCGGCAUCAAUUAUCAGCCACCUACCGUCGUUCCUGGUGGGGACUUGGCUAAGGUUCAACGCGCUGUUUGCAUGCUGUCGAAUACAACGGCCAUUGCCGAGGCUUGGGCCCGUCUUGACCACAAAUUCGAUCUGAUGUACGCGAAACGCGCCUUCGUUCACUGGUACGUGGGGGAGGGUAUGGAGGAGGGCGAGUUUUCUGAGGCCCGUGAGGAUUUGGCCGCCCUUGAGAAAGAUUACGAGGAGGUCGGCAUGGACUCGAUCGAGGGCGAGGGUGAAGGCGCUGAAGAGUAUUAAAUUUCCUUAAUUUUGUGAGGAAAAUGACUGCAAUAAUCGUUUGUUAGCGAGAAUUAAGAAUGGUUUUUUUUUUUAAUAC